AUGAGUAGUUGGCUAUCGGAGUCACAGCAAUUCGGUGCUGUGUUCACGUUCGGUGGAUGUUUGUUCUUCCUUUUUGGUAUCUUCACCUUCUUCGAUAGAGCACUAUUGGCUGUUGGGAACAUCUUGUUCCUACUCGGCGUGCUGCUGAUGAUAGGCCCACACAAGACUCUCAAAUUCUUCACUAGACCGACAAAGAGACGUGGGACCUUGUUUCUCGUGUUUGGGAUAUUCAUGAUCUUAUGUAAGUGGACGUUCCUUGGGUUCAUCAUCGAAUCGUUAGGUAUAGUCGGUCUAUUCGGCGACUUUUUCGGCGUGAUCCUCCAAUUGCUGAGGUCCAUUCCUAUAAUCGGACCAGUACUGUCUCACCCUACCAUUGCACCAGUCCUAGACCGUAUAGCUGGUGUGUCAGUGCUUCCUGUGUGA
Kluyveromyces lactis is the source of this 423-nucleotide messenger RNA. RefSeq names its product Got1p (gene GOT1). Gene Ontology annotation, biological process: endoplasmic reticulum to Golgi vesicle-mediated transport; retrograde transport, endosome to Golgi. The record is from RefSeq and is a predicted model, not a curated record. Gene Ontology annotation, cellular component: endoplasmic reticulum; COPII-coated ER to Golgi transport vesicle; Golgi membrane. The transcript has 2 exons. Lineage: Eukaryota; Fungi; Ascomycota; Saccharomycetes; Saccharomycetales; Saccharomycetaceae. Bases 1 to 423 code for a protein of 140 amino acids.